Messenger RNA from Stylophora pistillata, 2223 nucleotides. RefSeq names its product 2-(3-amino-3-carboxypropyl)histidine synthase subunit 2. Gene Ontology annotation, biological process: protein histidyl modification to diphthamide. Gene Ontology annotation, molecular function: 2-(3-amino-3-carboxypropyl)histidine synthase activity. Lineage: Eukaryota; Metazoa; Cnidaria; Anthozoa; Scleractinia; Pocilloporidae. The record is from RefSeq and is a predicted model, not a curated record.
AUGGCAGACUCAGGUGGUUUAUCUGCAUUACAGUUUAGUGGCGUUGAAAAGGAAGUUAUAGAAAGAAAAAUAAAUGUUACUGAUGAUGCUGUAAGUAUUAGAAAAGAUAAACAGGAGUUUUAUGAAAUUUCGAGGUGCGUGGAUGUCAUAAGGAGUCAUGGUUUUCAUAAGAUUGCACUCCAGUUUCCAGACUCUCUGUUAACUGAUUCAGCUGCUGUUGCUUCAUUGAUUGAAAAGCUGACGGGGAAGAGAGUGUUUGUGUUAGCUGAUACUUCAUAUGGAAGCUGUUGUGUUGAUGAAAUUGCUGCAGAACAUGUUGAGGCAGAUUUUAUUAUUCAUUAUGGCAGAGCUUGUUUAAGCCAGACACAGCGACUUCCCGUGCUGCAUGUUUUUGGUAAAUGGUCAAUCAGUGUUCAGAGUUGCCUGGAACAAUUUGGACAGUUAUUUCCAGAUACUGAUGUCAAAGUGAUUGUGUUUUGUGAUGUGGUGUACGAUCAUUGUAUGGGAGAAUUGCAGAAUUCUAUCAAACAGAAUUACUCUAAUGCUGUUUUCGCAAAGCUCAUCUGCUCCACGUUCAAUCAAGAAGGGGACCUGUCGCAAGGAAAUAAGCAAAAUGUCGAUGAGAUCAAUUCCCAGGGCAUAAGAAUGGAACAAACACAAUCAUCAGCUGAAACAUUACAAGUAGAUGUUGAAAUGACUUCUCUUGAAGGUCAUGGGAAUAUUCAGCGUGUUAAAAAUGGUUAUUUUUGUAGGUUUGGACGUGAAUUUAAUCUUCCGGCAGAUACACACUUGAAGGACUUUGCUGUAUUUUUCAUUGGCAGUGAAAGUUUGUGUUUGCACAAUUUGAUGAUGACAUAUAACACAUGUCAGUUCUAUUCAUAUGAUCCUUGCACCAAUAUUGGCAGAAAAGAGACACUGAAUGUGAAUAAGGCACUUAUGAAAAGAUAUUAUAUGAUACAACGAGCCAAAGAUGCACAAGUGGUUGGAAUAGUAGUGGGUACAUUAGGAGUAGCGGAUUAUUUAAAAGUUAUUGAAAGAUUGAAACAAGUAGUAAAGCUUGCUGGAAAAAAGUCUUAUUUGUUUGUCAUGGGGAAGCUUAAUGUGGCAAAAAUGGCAAACUUUAUGGAGGUGGAUGUGUUUGUGUUGGUUGCUUGCCCUGAAAACACUCUGAUUGACUCACAGGAAUUUUAUAAACCAAUAGUUACUCCUUUUGAAAUGGAAUUGGCCUGUUUGAGAACUCGGGAGUGGACAGGAGACUAUAUAACAGACUUUAGGGAACUGUUACCAGGAGCUAGUGCUUCAGUUGAACUCGAAGUAGAAGAGAAUAUGGAUGAAUCCAGUGAGAUCCCAGAUGUUUCCCUAGUGACUGGACAUCUGGGACCCACUUAUCGUUCAUCAGACGUGGACAGAGGGAAUUCUUCAAGAUCACUGGUCGAGCGAAAUCAGGAAACAAGUUUGUCAACUCAACACCACACUUCGGCAGCGGAGUACCUUGCAUCAAGAUCAUGGAGGGGACUGGAACAGAAACUUGGUGAAACCCCUGUGGCACAAGCAGUGGAAGGAAGGACGGGCAUUGCAGCUGGGUACUCACAUGAGAAGGGCCAAGAUCAAGACAGUCAGAAGGACCCCAUUCAGUGACUGGCCGGGGUACUAACUCUAUAAAUUUACAAGGACACUAUUCGCUCCCGUACGUGACGGUAAUCAGCUUCUUCAGCUGGAAUGCGGAGCGAAAAUCGUUAGGCUCUGAAACCUGUUAAACGCGUAAGCGUCGCCUAGACAAUGGCCUGGUCAUUUCCGUAAAGUUUAUUCCAUAGGGAAGCUUGGGCUCUAGGAUGAGGACUAGCCCUCAAUUCCUGAAGUCUUUGAAAUAUAUUUUAAAACAGAAUCAACCAGCAAGAAAAAGUUUUAGUGAAAAAAAUAAUAACAAAUAUAUAAUAACGAAGUGCUUUGUCAUGUAGAUGAGACAACUCGGUGUUUUAGCCUCAAUCAACAAAUUGAAAUUUUUCCCUCUCACAAAACACUCUUUUCUUCAUUCAUAGAGAAAAGGUGUUCUCUCUAUGCAAUUUUCAAAUGUGAUUUUCGAGCUAUUCUCAAGAAGGAACCAGUGGCCUUUUUUUUGUUGCUAGGCGAGGAAGCAGAAGUUAGAAGUUAGAGGUGGAUUGUGGGAAGGGUGAAAAAUGGGCAGAGUUUGGUUCUCGGAAGGGGAGGGUAUUGAAAAAAAAA